AUGCCUUCUCGCAGAGUACUCUUGCUCAGAGUGGAAAGUCGCAACCGAGACUCAGCAGAUUCACAACAAUCGCAAUCAUGGAAUCAUCGGAACAGCGCGUGAGUGAGUGAGCAUGGCCAGCUGAUGGAUUGGCACAUCCGUUGGUCCGGAGGUUCAGAUCCGGCCACAUGAACGCUCACGAUCACCACCGUUCACUCCCAGGCUCGGCUCGAUCGCGGCCACGCCAAAUGGAAGAAAACAAGGGACCCUGUGCACAGCCCCCGGAGCGCCGAUUCAGCACGCUAUAUAA
Molecule: messenger RNA, 289 nt
Organism: Ceraceosorus bombacis
Lineage: Eukaryota; Fungi; Basidiomycota; Exobasidiomycetes; Ceraceosorales; Ceraceosoraceae
Source: the annotation of a GenBank genome assembly